AUGCCCAACAUGCUUUCAAGACUUGGAAUGGAUACAAAGGAGCUUUCCUCACAGAUUUGCCAAAGGUCCAUUUAUGUCCCACCACCACGCCCAAGCUAUUCACAACACCAUCCAUCAUCACCAGACAUAAACAAGACACCACUUUUCCCAAGGGAGAGCUAUCAAGCUGCGCGCCAAACCAAGAUUGAAGAUAUGCUUCAAGAGUACUUGAGAAAUCAAGAAGAGAGUACAAAGAAGAUGGAGAGAAGAAUCGAUUUCAUCCAUGAGAGCCUUGGAAACAAAUCUGAAGUCCUAUUCAAGCAAGUGAUCAAGCUUGAUGAAGACAUUAAGAAGUUAAGAGAGGAUCAUGAUCGAUCUUUGACCCUAGUUAAGCUUGAUGUUGCUUCCAAAUAUCAAGAGUUGCUGAACAAGAGCAUGAGAAUUGAAGAUACUAGCUAUGGCAAUAGCAAACAUCUUGGAUCAAUCUACAACCGCCUACAAGCCCUUGAAGGAUCAUCUCAUGCCAAUUACAAGAGAGAGAGGAGUCCAACACCCAACCACCCUCCCUUUUAUUGCAAUGCCAUCACAAGAAGAAGCACUACUCAAGUCCAUGAGGACAAUGAAGAAGAAGAAAGAGAGUAUGAGGAACAAUUGAAUGAUGAAGAUGAAGAGCAGAGCAUCGACAUCAAUGCUUCCCCAAAACAGAGCAUGGAUACACCAAGCCCUAGAGACCCUCGUUUCUCACCAAGAAGUCAAGCUUCUACACUUCCAAGACUGGAAGCAAUGCAAAGACCAUCACCACCUACUGAAGAAGAAGAUACUUGGCAGUAUGAUCCCAUUGAUCCCAACAAGAUAAGCCCCAUGAAGCUUAAAGAGUUCAAUGCUAAGGUGAAAUCACUUCCAUUCUAUGUCACUUUUGAAGAAGCUUGGGAUAAACAUGGUCUAGUGGAGUUCUUUUUCACAACUAGUGAAAACAAAGAAGAGAUACACCAACUUUUCAGGAAGGCUCGAUUUCCCCAUUGCCCCUCAUGGAGUCAAUCAACCACCAUCACCACCAUCAUCACCACCACCUCAGUGACGGCUCUAUCGAGAAUCAGCGCCCAAACCGCGCAGUCCGGCUGGCCGAGGAACGAAUGUUCCGCGCUCGGCCAAAACUGUAUCCGUCCGUCUGAAGUCUCGGCCAAAGUCCAAAACCGCUCGGCCGAUCAUUCGAUACGACCCGGGAAACUUAAGCCCGCGGUCGGCCACGCCACAACCGCCCAUGCCACGCCGCGCACGAUCACGCCGCGCGAGCCGGGAAGUAACGCCUCGCGGCCGCGCGACUCGUCUCACGUACCACGCACGAACGUUCCGUCGACCCGGGAAGUAACGCCUCGCGUCCGGCCGAGGAUUUUCAUCGGUCAAAUCUCAACCCGUCCGACCACGCCGGCCGACCGUCAUAACAUCCGGCCAAGAUCGAUCCGACCACGGCCAAGACCCGACUGUCCGGCCGAUCGUCCCGACCGACCGUCCGAACGCCGCGGUCGACCCGAAGCCGUUUUUGAAGCCCAAUCCGCACAACUCAAGCCCAAAGCCGGUGCCGCCCUAGCCAGAUUAGGUUUAGCCGCCUUUACAUACUUAGUGCAUUAUAAAUACUUCUUUUUAGCCUUGUAA
Messenger RNA from Microthlaspi erraticum, 1632 nucleotides. The record is from the annotation of a GenBank genome assembly. NCBI's taxonomy places the organism in Eukaryota, Viridiplantae, Streptophyta, Magnoliopsida, Brassicales, Brassicaceae.